GACGAACUUCUCUUCAGAGUAAAUGACCUAAAAAGGCACUUCCUUUGCUUUCCUCUAUGCAGGCUACUCUUUGUUCAUAACUCGCUUUUCAAAAUGUUAAACCGUUUUUCACUUUUGUGCAUUCGCUAAUGUGUGUGAAAAUUUGUCCGCGCAAUUAGCUCACUGGGCAAACGCCAUAGUUCAUCCCAUAGCAAAUUUAAGCAAAUUUUUUGUAAAAAGCAUUUGUGUCUGUUUAACACCUUCAGUAUGGACGCGGAAAAAACAGUCACACAGGAAAAGGUGCAGCGGCGAUGUUGCUCACUUGUGCGUUGUAGCUCUGCUGGUGGUCGCCCCUUUGGUGGACUCCCCAACAUGAAGCGCAAAAAGGUGCUCAGCUUUUCCGUGGGUUUUUUUCUACUUUGCUGUACGUUAAUCGGGUUAGGGAUAAGUUUGGCGGAUUCCUCAGGAGAGGCCCCUUCCCAAGAGAGCUUCCUAUCAACCUGCAUGCACGUCAUCGACGCGAUAACAUUCUACGAAGACGAGCUGCAGAACUACAAGUAUGACGAUGAGUGUGCGGCCUAUCGGCACAUAGGCAAUACCGUUUUGGAAAAGCACAACUUGAGUAAUUACAAUUGCUACGCGAAGAUGCAGAAAGCGUUGUGCAAGCUGAGCUACGCCAGGGUUGAGACGCCUGAGGGGGAGACCGCAGAAGAGCAUGCAGAUGGAAAAGGUGAAAGAGAACUCAGGGAAGGUGCCACAGAAGAAAAUGGUACCUAUGUGGAGCAUCAAAGAGAGGAUUUCCCAACAGAAGGAGGCGCAGAUACGUGCACCAGAACGAAGGACCUGUUCAUAUCCCUGCUGAGGAAAUGCACCGAAAGGGGAUACGGAGACACCACGGCCCACUGCGCCUCCCUAGACAUAGAAAAAAAUGUCAUCUCAGAUGGGGAACUAUUCUGUGAGAGUUCAUUCGAAAGGAAAAAAAGUGUGCAGGAAAAUGGGGGGAACAAAUCAGUCUACGUAAAUGGUUAUAAAAAGGGUAUAACUGAAACACUCCAUUUUGAGGAACACCAAAGGGACGACUGCAUAGGUAUGGUUAACCUGUUUAACAACUGCUCCACAGUUAGAAGAAGCGUCUUCGCAGGUUUACCUCUUACCCAUUGUGCUGAACAAAGCGAAAAGUACCUUUGCAGUAGGAGGCUUCACAAAAUGGAGGAUAAAAACUAUAUUUACACCUGCUCAGAUGUGGUAGUGCCUUAUUUGUUGGGUGCAAGUAAUAGGGGGAAGACGUACAGCCAGAUGUGCCACGAUGUAAACGGUUACGCAAAUCUGUUGAAGAAUGAAAAAAAUGAAUUUUUAAAAAAAAAAAAAAAAAUACAAGAAAAUGUGAAGCAUAUAAAGUUAACGCAAAAGUUGUACAAAAUUACGGAACAUAUUUUCCAAGCGCUUCAAGAGGAAGUGGAAAAAUGCAACCCAGAUUUGCUUCACCUGUUUAACCUUUUGAAAAACGUAAAGAUUGUUCUUCCCAAAAAGUACAUGCUAAAAUUGAACGAAAUAACUGAUGGAAUGACUCACUUGGAGGACGCAGUGCGCAAAAUGGGGUACCCCAGCUUGGACGGGGACAACGUUGAGGAAAACGUUUUGCUCGUAAAUGAAGCGAAGGCUGCCAUAGAGGGCUUCCUGAGCUUGCAGCGGGGCAUCGUGCUCGCGGCCAGGCAGGUUAAUGAGUACAUCCGCAGGGAAACCACCACACGCGGUGUAACUACAAGCGCAAACGGUGUAACUGCCCGAGCUACAGAUAGCCCCCUCGGCGAUCGCGCCAGCCUCUUAAGCUUGGACGAGCUGGAGAAGCUGCAGAAAAUGCAUAAGCGCAUUAACGAGAGAGUUGAAGACUAUGCCGACAGACGCAGCCACUCCGUUUUCCAGUACCAAAAUUCCAUGAUGAAAGAUUUCCAUAACGAUAUUGGGAAGCUAAAUGGAUUAAUUGAAAUUUACACUUCGCAAAUUUCUUUGCUAAUUGGUAAGGGGUUAGUUGCAUGAUCGGGUGAGGCCUCCACCUGCUCACCCUUCCCAUGCGGGGCCGCACCGCGCCACUGCAUGAGACAUCCGUGUGUGCAUACAAACUGUGUGCGCAACUGUUUCGCAGUAGCAUGAGUUAAAUUGUUUUUAAAAUACGAAACAGUGGGGGCGGCAAGUUGGGAUGCCGCAAACUGGGGUGAACAAAUUGGAAGGGC
Plasmodium vivax (malaria parasite P. vivax) is the source of this 2210-nucleotide messenger RNA. RefSeq lists its product as hypothetical. Bases 247 to 2016 code for a protein of 589 amino acids. Lineage: Eukaryota; Apicomplexa; Aconoidasida; Haemosporida; Plasmodiidae. The record is from RefSeq and is a predicted model, not a curated record. The transcript has a single exon.